AUGGCUGCUAACCCUGUGACCAAAAAUGGACUCUUUGUCCACAACAAUACCACUGCUCCUGAGCAUCCCAACCUCAUGAGCAUGUUCUCCCUCAAGGGAAAGACUGCCAUUGUUACCGGUGCUGGCGCUGGUAUCGGUUUAGCCGUUGCUCAGGGUCUAGCCGAGGCCGGUGCCAAUGUGGCCCUGUGGUAUAAUAGCAACCCUAAGUGCAUUGAAAGGGCUGCCGAGAUCGCCGAGCAGUACGGUGUUCAGACCAAGGCUUAUCAGGUUCAGGUUACCGACGCAAAGGCUGUGGAGAACGCCGUGAACGACGUUGUCAAGGAAUUCAAUGGCCGUCUCGACGUUUUUAUUGCUAACGCCGGUAUUCCAUGGACUCAGGGCCCCAUGGUCGACGGUCCCCUCACCCACUACCGCGAUGUAAUCUCCACUGAUCUCGACGGUACUUUUUACUGUGCCAGGGCCGCCGCUGAGCACUGGCGCCGCCAGAAGGAAGAAGGAACCGAUGCCAACGGUAACAAACUCACCAACUUCACAUACGGCAGCUUCGUUGCUACUGCCUCUAUGAGCGGUCAUAUCGUCAACUUCCCCCAGAUGCAGGCCGCCUACAACGCCGCUAAGGUUGCGGUCAUUCAUCUUUGCAAAUCUCUUGCUGUCGAAUGGGUCCGCUUUGCUCGCGCAAACUCCGUAUCCCCCGGUUACAUUGCGACUGAGAUCUCCAACUUUGUGGCCGAAGACACCAAGAAUAUCUGGCGCGAUAAGAUCCCGAUGGGCCGUGAGGGCCAAGCGCAGGAACUGAAGGGUGCCUACCUCUACCUUGCCUCCGAUGCUUCCAGCUACACCACCGGUGCCGAUAUUAUCGUUGAUGGGGGCUACUGCGCACCUUAA
Messenger RNA from Penicillium psychrosexuale, 885 nucleotides. RefSeq names its product putative carbonyl reductase. Lineage: Eukaryota; Fungi; Ascomycota; Eurotiomycetes; Eurotiales; Aspergillaceae. The record is from RefSeq and is a predicted model, not a curated record. Gene Ontology annotation, molecular function: oxidoreductase activity, acting on NAD(P)H, oxygen as acceptor. Gene Ontology annotation, cellular component: intracellular anatomical structure. The transcript has 3 exons. The coding region runs from base 1 to 885 and encodes 294 amino acids.